AGUAAAAGAAAUUCUCCCACCAAUAUCCUACCUUCCCUUUCUCCUCUUAUUGACUUGCUAUAUAUUCUCUACUUUCCUUGUUGUUCAUCUUCUUCUUCCUCAGUUCCCAUAAUGUUGCCAUCUGAAAAUUCUUCCCCUAGGAAGACAUUCAAGAAACUCAGAAAUUCCUUCUAUUUGAUCAAAUCCCAAGUUGGAUUUCAUCAUUGUAAAUGGUUUUUCCUCAUCAUUCUCAUUCAAGUCACCUUCAUUCUAUUCCUUGCCGGAACUUCCCCUCCGGCCAUUCCCCUCCGACACCAGCACCAGCAACAGCGCUUCCAAAUCUCGAAACCUCAAAAACAGAGCAUUCACCAGAAGAAACAGAGCAAUGGCCAAGUUCAAAUCUUGCAAGAUUCAAAACCCAAAAACAAACAGCAAAAACAGAGCAAGGACCAAGUUCAAAUCUUGCAAGAUUUAAAACCCAAAAUCAACCAGCAGAAACAGUUAGUGCAAGCUAAAGAACCCCACGAUGAGUGUGAAUACGGGAGAGUUUAUGUAUACGAUCUUCCAACAAAGUUCAACAAAGAUCUUCUAAACAACUGUCAUGAUUUAGACCCAUGGAGUUCUCGAUGCAACGCGGUUACAAAUGGCGGUCUUGGACCAAAAGCAACUGGCCUCGACUCAAUCGUACCGGAGAAUAUCCGGUCUGCUUGGUACUGGACAGAUAUGUACUCCGCUGAAGUCAUUUAUCAUGAAAGAAUUUUGAAUUACAAAUGCAGAGCAUUAAACCCCCAAAAUGCUACUGCAUUUUAUAUCCCCUUUUAUGCCGGACUUGCAAUUGGGAAGAUUUUAUGGUUCACCACAGCGAAAGAACGAGAUCGUCCUAGUGAAUUGAUGCUAGAAUGGGUAAAAAAUCAACCUUAUUGGAAUCAAAAUCACGGGUCAGAUCAUUUCUUAAUGCUCGGUAGAUUAACAUGGGCAUUUCGAAGAAAAACCGAUGCUGAUUCCGAUUGGGGCACGAGUUUUCUCCGAAUGCCAUUGAUGAAAAAUGUUCUUCGUUUAUCUAUUGAAAAGAAUCCGUGGGAUGAUUUAGAGGUAAGUGUUCCUUAUCCUACAGCUUUUCACCCUCAGUUCGAAACAGAGAUUAAACAAUGGCAAGAUCUCGUGAGGUCACGUAAUCGUUCUAGCCAUUUUUGCUUCGUGGGAGCUGUGAGGAAGAAGAUCAAGAAUGAUUUCAGAGAAGUAUUAAUGAAUUACUGCAAGAACGAGACGGGUUCUUGCAAGAUUGUGGAUUGCUCCGUCACACAUUGUUAUGACGGAGCACCAGCAAUUCUUGAAGCAUUUUUGGAUUCUGAUUUCUGUUUACAACCAAAAGGGGAUGGAUUUACAAGAAGAUCGAUGUUCGAUUGCAUGAUGGCAGGUUCAAUUCCAGUGUAUUUUUGGGAAGGAAGUUUUAAAACUCAAUAUGAAUGGCAUUUGCCUUCGCCAUCGGAGGAUUAUUCAGUAUACAUGGAUCAUACUGAAGUUAGAAAUGAUACUAACAUAAUUAGAGAAGUACUCGAUAAGUUCACGAAAGAUGAUGUGAAGAAAAUGAGAGAGAUUUUGAUUGAUGCUAUGCCUAAGUAUUUGUAUGCAAGGUCUAAUCAAGGAUUAGGGAGUAGUAAUGAUGCUUUUGAUAUUGCUAUUGAUGAAGUUUUGAAGAGAUUCAAGCAACAAAGGGAACAAAAACAAAACUUGGAGGAAACAAGAAAAGAUGAAAAAUCUAUAGAAUAA
Messenger RNA from Solanum verrucosum, 1749 nucleotides. RefSeq names its product xyloglucan galactosyltransferase XLT2-like. The coding region runs from base 112 to 1749 and encodes 545 amino acids. The transcript has a single exon. Lineage: Eukaryota; Viridiplantae; Streptophyta; Magnoliopsida; Solanales; Solanaceae. The record is from RefSeq and is a predicted model, not a curated record. Gene Ontology annotation, molecular function: galactosyltransferase activity. Gene Ontology annotation, biological process: xyloglucan biosynthetic process.